GAAGCCAAGCCCAGGGCGUUGGCAUUCGUCCCUGCGCGCCCUUACACACGCGCAAGCUGACCUGGUGGCUGCCCAAGGGGCGCACCAGUGCCGUGCGGCAUCGGGGCAGCUUCGCAGCGCGUUUACCAGGCGCCUUGGGGCAGCAGUGCUUGAGCAGACCAGCUGUAUCGGGCAGCAGGUUUUGAUGGCACAACACCAGCCGCCGCGCAUCCACCGCGGCACGGUCUACGGCGCCAAGCAUCAAAAGGGCAUGACGCUCCCGGCCAUCUCGUCUCCAGUCCGAAACCCGACGCCCGAGCAGCGCACGGCCCGCGUCGAACGCGAGAGGACCCCUCAACAGCAUAGCACGUCGCGGGCCGACGCCCUGGCGCAGCUCGUCGUCCGUUUAACGGACGCCGCGCGGUAUAGAAUCGUGCGGAGUGAAUGGAAGGGAGGCGCGUCGCCGCACUUUGAUGGGUUGGCGCCGCGGCUCCAGGUGUGUAUCUUGGGGGACUGGAUCCAGGACGUUGUAUCAAGGUUGCCCGACGCCGCGGCGCCGUCGGACUGCCAGGGCAUCGCGUUCUGGAAGGACGGCGCGUGCCACGCGGUCCUCAAGUUUUUACACACGUUGAUCCACGAGGAAAUACAUGACGGCACAAACGAGUGGCGCCUGACGGCCGUCGCGCUCUACGAGGCUUCGACGAAUGGCGCGCGCGCGCCGAUCAACGCCUCGACGUCGACGGACACAAACGCGUGGCGCGUCUGCAUCGAUUGUGUGUUGACUGAGUUCUUGACGAAUGCGGUCGUGAGAAGGGCUUUAGCGGGCGCGGACGACGCCCAGCGAUCGAUCGAUGCAUGUUCGUCGUCGAACGGCCAUUCGUAUGUGAUUGGCGUCGGUAUUGAGCAAGAUAGAUUAAUUCCGUUGCGGCCGUGGGCCGCGGACGAUUUACGACGAGCCAACGCGUUAAUAGCGUCCCUGGACUACGAGCACUCCGCCGAUGCGGCUUUGUUCGAGGCCGUUAUGUGGAGAAGCCAGGAGGACGAGGCGGAGCGCGUCACUCGCGUAAGAGCGGCGGUGAACUUGAUGAGAGAGGCCGAGGCGUCGGCGCGCCACGCGACGGAGACGGCUUCCAGACUCGUGCAGACGGCCGAGGCGGCCCGACGGGCGCCGGGGCUCUCGAAGAAGGAUUUGCAAAAUAUCUCUUCUCGACUCUCCUUCGCGCGGACGUCGUGCGGCGAGGCCGACGUCCUGUGGCGGGAGCAGUGCCGGCGGCUCUGCGACGGGUUGAGUUUAUUAUUAAGAGCGCACGUGCACCAGCGGCGGACGGGCUGGGUCGGCGCGUUGUUGGCUGGCGGCGCGUCGACGUCGGAAAGGUUGGAAACGUUCAAGGAUUCUUGCGUAUCGCGGCUGCACUGCACGGACGAGACCGUCGCGGCCUUCCCGGAGCUCGAGGACUACGUCUGCGCCGCGCACCCGCUCUGCGCGCCCGCGGGGCCGCUCUGGGAGUACCUCGCUUCCGUCUCUCGAUGAUUUUUUGUUCGCUCGCUCGCUCUUUCGCCUUGUAACGACUCGUUCUCAUA
Messenger RNA from Pelagomonas calceolata, 1560 nucleotides. The record is from the annotation of a GenBank genome assembly. Lineage: Eukaryota; Pelagophyceae; Pelagomonadales; Pelagomonadaceae.